CGAUUCCUUAAUUACCUUACCUCACGGACCUCACACCCCCCAUUUCAGCCAGUCCUCGUUUCCCUCCACUCUCGGGCUGCACCGUGAAUUGCUCCAUCGCCCACCUAGCCCAUCCAUUUUGUUGUGAGAUUCCUCAGUUACUGCCUAAUACCGCCACCAUGGCCCCUCGACAUGAGCAGAGCCAAUUGAAGCGGGCUGCCGGCUCACCUGCCGAGAACGAGAUUGACUCGUCCAAGAGAGUGCGCCGAUCCGAGCGACUGUCAUCACAGCACAAGGAUCACAAGAAGACCCCCGUCGAUACCAAGCAGCAGCUUCCCUCGCCAGUCACGCACCUCUCCGCGGACGACUCCAGUACGCUCUUUAAGGAGGGCACCGCGACGCCGCCUGAAGGUCGACAGAGCCAGGUUCUUCCCCGAGGAGAGGAGGCUUACUCCCAACUGCAGGCCUUCUCGCAGGGCUUCUCCUCACCGCCGCAGGAUACACAAGCGUUUCCCUCGCAGGUGGUCGACCCGAACGAGCCAUAUUCGAAAGAAGUCAAGGAUGAGACCAAAGAGGGCGUCUGGGGAUACCUAUUCCCCUUGAACACCAGGUAUGGCGGCAAGUGUGUGGUCAUGAAGAAGAGAGCUGCCUGUCCGCUGCCGGAAUCGGUGGAAGAUGCCGUACCAAAGAGGAGAGGCAAGAAGGCCCUGAAGAAGGAGGAAAUCGAUUACGAGGAGAAGAAGGUCAAAGGUGUUCCAUCAGGAGGCUACCUGAUAGGACGUCAUCCCGAGUGUGACAUCGUUGUGGAUGACCCUAGCGUCUCCAACCGUCACUGCUUAAUCUUCACAGAGAACAAGUCCCACGGCCCUGUUACCAUUGUAGAGGAUCUGUCUAGCAACGGCACGUUCGUGAACGAGGCCAUCAUCGGACGAAACCAGCGGAGAGAGUUGAAGGAGAACGACGAGGUUGCAGUGCUCGAUAAGGCCCGCUUCAUUUUCAAGUACCCCAAAUCCCGACAGACCAGCCAGUUUCUUCAGCAUUACACCUUACUGGGGCAGCUUGGCAAGGGCCACUUUGCUGAGGUGUUCCUCUGCGUCGAGAAAGCCACGGGUCAGAGAUAUGCGGUCAAGAUCUUCACCAAGACGCCCGGGAUGGAGGAGCGGUCGAAGACGGAUGGGCUCCAACAAGAAAUUGCUGUGUUGAUGGGCGUUAGUCACCCCAACGUACUGUGUCUGAAAGAUACCUUCGAUGAGAAGCACGCCGUCUUCCUUGUGCUCGAGCUCGCGCCAAAGGGUGAGCUGUUCAACUUCAUCGUCUUGAAGCAGAAACUUUCCGAGGACGAGACAAGGAAGCUGUUCACUCAACUCUUCCAGGGCAUCAAGUACCUGCAUGAUCGAAACAUUGUUCACCGAGACAUCAAACCGGAGAACAUUUUGAUGGUAGACGAUGAGCUCCAUGUCAAGCUCGCUGACUUCGGCCUCGCCAAGAUCAUUGGCGAGGAGUCGUUCACCACUACGCUCUGUGGUACUCCGAGCUACGUGGCGCCGGAGAUUCUGGCUGAUGGCAAACAUCGAAAGUACACCAAGGCUGUUGACGUCUGGUCGCUUGGUGUAGUGAUGUAUAUCUGUCUGUGCGGUUUCCCACCAUUCUCGGACGAGCUGUACUCGAAAGAGUUUCCAUACUCGCUUUCGCAACAGAUCAGAGGGGGUAGAUUUGACUAUCCGUCUCCGUACUGGGACCCAGUCAGCGAUUCUGCUCUUGAGCUCAUUGACUGUAUGCUUGUCGUCGAUGCUGAAAAGCGCUACACGGUGGAUCAGUGCCUGGCUCACCCUUGGAUGACCAUUUCCAAUCCUGGGGUCAACGACAGCACGGACGGCCUUGUGGGCGGUCUUGCCGGGCUCGAAGUGAACCGACGUGGUGUCGUUCGCGAGCGCACUCUUCUUUCCAGUAUCAACUCUAUCCAAGUCACCCAGAUACCUGGCACAAAUGGGAAAGAUUCUGUCGAAGUAUACAAGAAGAACCCUCACACACAUCCCAUAGAGGCUCGGCCCUUCGACGAUAGAAAUCCGGAGGAGUUUGUGGCCAUGGGUGGCAAAGGCGAUCAGCAGCUCUACGACAACGAGAGGAGCCAUUACAGCAAGAAUGACAUUCCUGGACAGUCGACUUCCGGGCCUGCAACGGCGUCGGCGCCUAACGGAUUUGGCAACCAUGCAGCCAAGUCGAAGGCAAACAAGGGAAAGACCAAGGGAAGUAAGCCUUAGUAUGGCAACGUUCCGACUACUCUGACGGCGCGCUUCCGACAGGCUUCGCUCGGGGACUCGUUUGAAAUGGAGUUUUGACGUAUGCGUCGUCCACAAAUUGUGGUGAUUGCGGAACUUUGUUCGCGAGGUACGAUUUAUUGUUGCGGCCGACGUCUUCACGGAAACGAUACUGUGUUUUCAUUAUUGCAUUUGUCACAAAGCUGAUUUCAAGUCUUUGCGCGAGGGAUAUGCGUUAAGAGUUUCGCGCAAUGUUUUGGUGGGAAAUCAUUCCAAGAUGCUUGAAGGAUUACUGUUUCUGAUAGGAGACAGACAAGGUGCGGAAAGGGUGUUAGGUACAGAGCUGUGCAUGUCUUAUUUUGUGUUAUGGACCGCCAUUGUUCAUUUGUAUGGCAGAAAAGCACGGGCGUUAGGGUGUCGAUUGCCAUCUAAUGGAUCGCGGCAGAGUUUACCUCAGCAAGGCAGAUUCCAUAGACAUGGCGUGAAGUGCUAAUACAUGGCACUUCG
This is a messenger RNA of Cryphonectria parasitica EP155, 2744 nucleotides long. RefSeq names its product regulation of circadian rhythm (gene PRD-4). Lineage: Eukaryota; Fungi; Ascomycota; Sordariomycetes; Diaporthales; Cryphonectriaceae. The record is from RefSeq and is a predicted model, not a curated record. Gene Ontology annotation, cellular component: nucleus. Gene Ontology annotation, biological process: mitotic DNA damage checkpoint signaling; protein phosphorylation. The transcript has 5 exons. The coding region runs from base 159 to 2240 and encodes 693 amino acids. Gene Ontology annotation, molecular function: protein serine/threonine kinase activity; ATP binding; protein binding.